Lizanozyma spartinae is the source of this 2142-nucleotide messenger RNA. RefSeq names its product ATP-dependent 5'-3' DNA helicase. Bases 1 to 2142 code for a protein of 713 amino acids. Gene Ontology annotation, molecular function: ATP hydrolysis activity; 5'-3' DNA helicase activity; RNA binding. NCBI's taxonomy places the organism in Eukaryota, Fungi, Ascomycota, Pichiomycetes, Serinales, Debaryomycetaceae. The record is from RefSeq and is a predicted model, not a curated record. The transcript has a single exon.
AUGACUAUUAAGUUUGUAGCUCGGUUCAAGGAUGCUAUUGAAGCUGAAAUGCGACUGGAUAUUGCGCUUGCCAAUGAUUAUCUCAAGGCAUAUUCACCGAAGCAGUUGGCCAGAAUGGGUCUAGCAAUAAUUAACUUGGUGGUGACAAACCUUCGUACUGGUCUUGGAGGUAAGAAUAUCUUGGAGUUAGAGUGUGAUCCUUCCCUAGGAACGGAAUUGGCAGUGGGGAGCUUUAAAGUUGGUGAUAUUGUUCGAAUCGAUCGAAUGAAGGGCACCGACAAGUUGGCCAAGGGGAAGAGAAGCAAACAUUCAGCUACUGAUAAAGAUAAAGAUAACGGUGAUAGAAGUGAUACUGAUGAUUUGGAUGGUGUUGUUGUGCGGAUCUCCAUGAAGGGUAUCACUGUUAGUGUAGAUGAAGAUACCAAUGAUAUCAAAGUCAUGAACAUGUACAACAAUACAGACAGCUCUAAGAAGAUAUGGAUAGUGAAGCUAGCGAAUUCCAUCACCUAUAAGAGAAUGAACUCCACAUUGCAGAAAUUAGAUGAUCUCUGUGAUAAGAAGAAUGCUCUUACACUGAUUCUUUUGAAAGAGUAUGUCUAUAAACCAAUUGAUAAGGGUCCUUCUGUUCCUGAUUUGAUAUACUUCAAUUCAACUUUGAACCCAUCACAAAGGAGUGCAAUCCAGUUUGCUAUCAGCAAUAUUAUUAGCAUUAUCCAUGGACCACCUGGAACUGGGAAAACUUACACCAUCAUAGAAUUAAUUAAACAGUUAACAUUGAACCGAAACGAAAGAGUCUUGGUGUGUGGACCUUCUAAUAUUAGUGUUGACACUAUUCUUGAACGACUUUCAGAUUCGUAUACCAAUCUGUUGGAUUUAAUUAGAAUAGGACAUCCAGCCAGGUUGUUAAGCUUAAAGCAUUCACUUGAAGUUGCUGCACAAUUAUCGGGAAAAGAGAUCAUUGCUGACAUUAAGAACGAUAUUGAUUCCACCAUAAGGAAAAGUAAAAAGACCAAGCAAUAUCUGGAACGGAAGCUUUUAUGGAAGGAGAUCAAAGAUUUAAGGAAAGAGUUGAGACAGAGAGAGAAGAAAGUCAUUAAUGAUCUUAUUUCAGCAAGUAAAGUUGUAUGUUGUACAUUACAUGGAGCUGGAAGUUACGAUUUAAGAACUCCAUUGGCUGGUAAUUUAUUUGAUACCAUCAUCAUUGAUGAAGUUUCUCAAUCUCUUGAACCUCAAUGUUGGAUUCCUAUCAUAGCAAAUCUUGGAGCCAAAAGAUUGGUAAUAGCUGGUGAUAAUAUGCAAUUACCCCCAACAGUGAAAAGCAGUAAAGACUCAAACGAUUUAGGAACCCUUGGUGUGACAUUAUUUGAUCGGUUGGUUCAGGAAGCUAAUGGGAAUGAAUUCAAAAGAAUCUUGAAUGUUCAAUAUCGUAUGAAUGACUACAUUAUGCAGUUUGCUUCUCAUGAACUAUACAAUGGGGUGCUUCAAAGUUCACCAUCUGUUAAGGAAAUAAGUGUUAAGGACUUGAUUAAGAAACAGACAAUUCUGUACGAUGAUAAUGAUGAUGCCAUAGAUUUAGAUUUCAUUACCUCUCCUUGUAUUUGGUACGAUACUCAGGGCGGAGAGUUUCCUGAGAAGAUUGAAGACUUAUUGGGAUCAACAUCGACGAAUGUGCUUGUGGAUAGUGGGUCUAAGUUCAAUGAGAUGGAAGCCUUGGUUGUCCAAAACCAUGUGAAACAAUUAAUAUCUAUUGGAGUUGAACCAGAAUGCAUUGGUAUCAUAAGUCCAUAUUCUGCUCAAGUAAUGCAUAUCAAGCAAACCAUGGGGAAGGAAUUAGAAGGUAAGAUAGAGAUAGCAUCAGUAGAUGGGUUCCAAGGACGAGAAAAGGAAAUAAUCAUACUUUCACUUGUUCGUUCUAAUGGCGACUACGAAGUUGGGUUUUUGAAGGAUAAGCGACGGUUGAAUGUUGCUAUGACUCGAGCAAAGAGACAAUUGUGUGUUGUUGGGGAUAUGGAAAUGCUUGAAAGGAGUGGGGUUGAAUAUUUGAAGCAUUGGAUGGAAUUUGUUGAACAAACAUACGAAAUUAUGUAUCCUGAUCCUGGGGACUUGUUAGCAGGUGUAACUUCCCAAUUAGAGGUUAGCUAA